Chelonia mydas (Green sea turtle) is the source of this 5759-nucleotide messenger RNA. RefSeq names its product carbohydrate sulfotransferase 10 (gene CHST10). The record is from RefSeq and is a predicted model, not a curated record. The transcript is spliced from 6 exons. Gene Ontology annotation, molecular function: sulfotransferase activity. Gene Ontology annotation, cellular component: membrane. Bases 2004 to 3080 code for a protein of 358 amino acids. Lineage: Eukaryota; Metazoa; Chordata; Testudines; Cheloniidae. Gene Ontology annotation, biological process: carbohydrate biosynthetic process; proteoglycan biosynthetic process.
UCCUUAUUUGAAAUUCAUGUAUCCUUUUUUGCUGAGGGUUGGUUCCCUUAUAAGAUUUUGGUGAGCGAGAGAGUGAGCCCAUCUCCAAAGAAGGGAUCCAAAGCAAAAAUAUCCUGAAUAUCUGUAACUUCUUAUGAGUGAGUAAUCAAGAUUAAAAUGCAUGGUGGGAGAGUUUUUCCAUGCCUACUAGUUCUAUUAAGAAUGCUGGGAGGUUAAAAGUAAUGUCAGUACAUUCAGUUCUCUUGUUGACAGUCAAGGGUCACUGUCAGAAAUGAGAGGUAUACUCCGUAGAGACUUGUCUAGCAAGCAAAAUGAAGGAAAUCUGCUGAGCUUUGUGAGGUUUUCUUCCCUUUAUAAGAAUAGGUGAGAGAGCUCUAAAAGGGUGGGUAGACAUACAUCUGGGAAUUAAUGUGUGAUGCUGGUAAACCAAGUGCCAGGCCAUAGAGAUUAACUAAGAACCGACAAAUUCAUAGCUGGAACCAAACCAGCUCACUGUAUGUUAGUUUUGUUCAAAAUAGAUAUUAGUCUUAUAAGAGUGUAUUUAGCAUUUAGUCUCUAUGAAAUGCUUUUAAGUUGCUGCAUGCACUUGUAAUGCUGUAAUCCACGCUAUAAGGAAAUAUGUAAGUUUUGCUUUAUAACUUGGAAAAUGUUUGCCUAUCAAGAUUAAACAAGCCAUUAAUGAACAUUGUGACACAAAGGAUUGGUGAUUGUCCCUAUCACACCUUGGAAAUGCUAUGUUCAUCUCACAGACCUGAAGACUAAAUGUAAAAGAUAAAACGGAGAGUCACAAGAGAAUUUUUCAUCUCUUUGCUGCUUGAACUCUCACAGGGCCAGAGACUCUAAACUGAGGCAGGAGUUCCAGGAGGUUUAUCCCUCGGUUUGCCCUGAAAGAGACAUCUUGAAUUGACAGAUCAUUACCACUUGUCUCCCUUAGGAUUUAGAUUGCAACUCAUUUGUGUGUGUAUAUGUUGGCUUGCUUUAACCUAUAAAUAACUCUUAUUUCUUUUUCCUAGUUAAUAAAUCUUUAGUUAGUUUAUUACAGAAUUGGCUACAUGCGUUGUCUUUGUGUAAGAUCUAGGAUACCAAUUGAUCUGGGGUAAGUGACUGAUCUUUUGGGACUGGAAGCAACCUGAAUAUUUUUUGAUUUUUGGUGUAAGUGACCAUUUCCCAACUUGCCUGGGUGGUAAGAUAGACUGCAGAGCCUAGUGGGACUAUGUUAUACUCCAUGGUAAGGCUGUUAUAGUGAUCCAGGAGUUCACAUUUGUUACUGGGUUGGUGAAGUCUAAGUAUAGAACACACCACCAGUUUGAGAUGUCUGCCCAGUUUUUUACAGUCUGUCCUGAAGUUGACGCUUGCGGUCGUGAGUCACUCCAGACAGCGUGACAAUUGGUGUAGUCUUGGCAGGAUUCACAUUCCACCGGUCAAUUGGGUUUAUAGCUCAUAACCCCACUGCUAUUAAAAGUUUAAAUUUUAUAUUGAGUAUUUAAGUAUUUAAAGAUUAGUCACAAUGAGUGAAUCACACUCAGAUGAGGAUCUUGAAACAAACAACAUUGAAAAAUUAUGCAAAAAAUAGGGGAAUAUCCCCAAAAGAAAGCCUCAGAUCAAGAACUGAGAGCUGCACUCAUAGACUUUGACUAAGGAGCAGGGUCUGAGCACCCGCCUAUUCCAGAUGCCACAGAGACUGCUGCAGUGGAACUGGUUCAACUGAAGCACCAGGCAGCCCAGGAAGAAUGUGAGCACCAGGUACUGAUGGUGGAACUCCAGAUCAAGGAGAAGGAAGAAACUGGGGAGGUGGAGGAGAGAGCCUAUGAAAGAUGCAAAACCAAUGCUGAAAUUGGGGAGGAAGCUCACCGCAGAUGCAUGGAACAACUACAAGCUAAGGAGAGAGCACAUCAGAAGCAGAUGGAAGCCCACACCUUGCAGCUCAAAGUACUGGAGCAACAAAAGCAGCAGCCUCAGCCACAGGAAGAUACAAAAGUUUUAUAUGGCUCACAUCUGACAACAUGCACCAUCAGUGGCUGCUGUUAGCUGCAUGCUUUUGGGUGAUAUUCAUGUUCAUGGUUGCUAGCAAGUUCAUCACACUGACUUUUAAAGACCCAGAUGUAUAUGGUGUCAAGCAAGAGCCAUUAAUGCUGACAGCUAUGACAAAAGUUGAAAAGAUACAAGUGCCAGAGGAGAAAUGUUUGCCUGAAGAAUUCCAGCCGACUGGAAAAGUUUUUUCUGAAGAUCCGAUGCACCAAUCCCUGGUCCAUGUGAAAAGGAUUGAGCUUCUCAGGAAUGUGUGCAGAGAUGCAGCGUUGAGAAAUCUCUCUCAUACUACUGUUUCCAAGUUUGUCUUGGACCGAAUAUUUGUUUGUGACAAGCACAAGAUCCUAUUCUGUCAGACUCCAAAAGUGGGCAACACUCAAUGGAAAAAAGUCUUGAUUGUUUUAAAUGGAGCAUUUUCUUCCAUAGAAGAGAUCCCAGAGAACAUUGUACAUGACCAUGAGAAGAACGGACUUCCACGCUUAUCCUCCUUCAGUGACUCUGAAAUUCAAAAACGACUGAAUUUAUACUUCAAGUUUUUUAUUGUAAGAGAUCCAUUUGAAAGACUUAUUUCUGCAUUUAAGGACAAGUUUGUCCACAAUCCUCGAUUUGAACCUUGGUACAGGCAUGAAAUUGCUCCUGGCAUUAUUCGGAAAUACAGGAAGAAUCGCACAGAGACCAAGGGGCUGCAGUUUGAGGACUUUGUGCGCUAUCUGGGGGACCCUAACCACCGAUGGCUAGAUGUUCAGUUCGGUGAUCACAUAAUUCAUUGGGUAACAUACGUGGAACUUUGUGCCCCAUGUGAAAUAACUUAUAGUGUGAUUGGACACCAUGAAACCCUGGAGGAUGAUGCUCCAUAUAUCUUGAAAGAAGCAGGAAUAGACCAUCUGGUAUCAUAUCCCACAAUUCCACCAGGAAUAACGGUAUACAACAAAACAAAGGUAGAGCGUUAUUUCUCAGGAAUUAGCAAGAGAGAUAUAAGACGCCUAUAUGCUCGCUUUGAAGGAGACUUUAAACUCUUUGGAUAUCGGGAACCAGAUUUUUUGCUAAACUGAUGCCUAGAAACUGUGAAGACAUGUCUAUCAGAUUAAACUAAAGCAUAUGAAUACCAGCUGAAGCACUGACAGAACUGGGAUUGACAGUAAUGUACCACUGUUUUCUAGUUUUUUGAUGUUGCUCCAUUUUUCAGUGGAAUAGUUGUCACACGAACAAUUAGGGGUUCCUAACUGUUAGCCACUGACCAUGUUUUCAACAUAUGACAUUGCAAUCUUCUAUUGUGAAUUAAAUUUGUCUCAUCCAACAUGUAUACUGUACUUAUCCCCUCUUCCCAAGGAAAAAGAGGAAGAAACCAAUAGACUAUAAAAGAACAUCAAAUAGAAUGCAAUGUAAAAUGUUGUAAAGCAUUUCCUAAAGAUACCAGUUUUGUGAAAUGCAAGGGGACCUGAUGCUUAUAAAAAGAAAUGUGGAGUUUCUCACGGGCUAUGAAAACUAGAGGCGGACAUAGGACCAAAAACCGAUGAUGCGCUAGACAAGCAAAAGACAUCCAGAGUCUGCUCUGUGACUUCUAUAAUCGUUGUGCUGAGCUAAUGCCGUUUUUUGUGAUACACAUAAAAUGAGUCUAACUUGACAGAAGCUUCAGUCCUAUCCAAAAAGGGCAGAUUCCAGAGGCCAUUUGUUUUUAUUUUGUGUCAUGGUGUUAUCUGUACUUACUACUGGUCUAUCAGGCCACAUAAUGGUUCAUUUUUUAAUUGUUAACUUCCAAGUUUGUAUGUUGUCUGAAAACUUGAGGUGGAGCAUAGAUCCCAACAAGAAACUCGGAAGGACUGUUGGGGAGACUUUGAGGAAAACUAAUUAAAAAGUAAAGAUGAAUUGUAUUUGCAAGAGCAAAUAUAGAAGCCAAGACCCGCUUUCUAAAUAGUGUGCAUUUUAACGUUGUUUAUUUUCUAAUGUUUCAGGCUGUUACAAAUAUUAAAUAAGCCAUGAGAACAAGAAAGCAUAUGAACAUAAAAGUUGCCAUAAUUAUUUGGACCAAUAGUCCAGCCACUCCAGUAUCCUGCUUCCAGCAGUGAUCAGUACCUGAUGCUUCAGAGAAAAACAAAUCCCCUCCCAAAAUGUACCUCCCCAAUUCUAAAUGGGUAGAUUCAUUCUUGACUCUUCCCGGUGGUCAGUUGGCAUAAUGCCCUAAAUCAAAGCUGCCCAAACUUUAUGCCAUCAGCUUUGGCAACUUGCCAGGAGUUCAAGAGCUACACUUGUGUAUACAUUUUUAAAUCAAAAUUAAAUUAACACAACCAUAGUAUUUGCCUGUGCGUGCACUGUUCCUGUUUGAUUACGAGAAGUCUUUUUUUGUUUUUUAGUUCACCAGCAAUAAAAACCGGUGGUUGAUCAGCUUUGCCCCCACCCUGCAGUAAGUGGCAGAGGGAAGACCACAGCUGCAUUUUAGGAUUCGCAGAGUCAUUUUUGGCAUCUCUCUCCUAAAGGAUGAAUUUUGAAUAUAAUAGUGUCUCAGCUUCCAUGGCUAGAAUCAUUAAUGAUGGCCAUAAAGUCAUGGAGUCUUUCGUUCUAAAUCCAGCGACAGUAUUUGUCUGGAUAGCCUCCUGUGGCAGGGCAAAGGAAGUAGCUUACACCUGUGAACUUAAAAAAGGAAAACCAGUGCCAAAUCGGACAUGGGCUGCUGUCCUCAAAAAAGGAAGUCCUUUAGUAGCUGGAUGUGAUUCCAGAAGCAUAUUGACAGACUGGUCUAAGGGAGAAUUGUUACUGGGCGUUGUUCACAAAAGAACAGUCUAAGGUGGCAAAGCUUGAAGUGCUCUCGUUUUUCUUGAAAAAGCAGCAGUUACAAUGUCUUAGACUUGUUACUUCUUAACUGAUAAUUAAAGGAUGUAACAGCUCAGUUAUUUUUAUAUGAAGUCAUAGAAAAGUAUAUUGUUAAAUGCAUUUCAGAGCUAAUGAGCUGAUUGAUUACCUCUCUAUUGAAUUAAAAUGUAACAAUGUGAAUAAUGUAUAGUGAAUUAAGGCCUUAAAGUUUAGUCCUAAUAAAGGUGAAGUCGAAUUUUUCUCUCUCAAGCAAAAGAUACUGAUCACAUAACUGUGUCUGGUUUUAUUCUUCUAAGCACAGUGUUUGGUACUAGAUGCAGUGACCUACUAAGUUCAAUUAAAUUUCUAUUCUGUGCCCUUUUUCUAAUGGUUCCAUACUACUAGCUCUGUGCUCCUACACGUUACAGUCUGGAAUUGGAAUGCUCAUUACCUUUUUCUCAAUUUGUAAGUGAAAUAUACUAAAACAAUAUUCCUCUGAGCUACUUUUUCUUUGUGGAAAUCUUCAUUCUUUUGUGGUUAAUAGCAUUUCAGGAAUAAUUGUGGAUGAAUAUUAUAGAAACUACUUAACGCUCAGGUCAUGUCUAUGCUAGAAAGUUAGGUCAACACAACGUAUGUUGGCGUAAAGUCACCUCAGAGAGUAUAAUGAAAGUUUCAUUGACAUCUCUUAGGAGAAUUCAUUGGUAUAAGAGAGGAGGAGGACCAGGCUAAAAUGAGAGGACCAGGCUUAAGAAGGAGGACUAGGCUAAAAUGGUGAAAACCACGCAGGAGGAAGAGAGGAGAGGCGGACGAAUGGAAGAGUGGAGCAAGAAAGCCCACAACAUGGGGAGCAGUGGCCAACAUAGGGUGCACACGGAACCCAUGAGGCAAGGUGCGGGCCUUCCACCCCAGCUCUUUUGAGAUUUGUCAUAAGAACUGCCAUACUG